GGGGCGGAUACUUCGGCCUGCGCGGCGACAGGGGCGCUAGAAGAGAAAUAAUCAAGCUUCGCUGUGAUUUGCUGGUUUGUUCACUCCUCCUGAUCUUAGUCGAAGCUUGGGGCGAGGCCCAGCCGUUUGACUCUCGGCGCACCCGGCGAUAAUUUCCCGAAGCAUCAUCGCGAGGUUACGCUUCCAUUGCUAGACCCGCUGGUUGGCAGCCUCCGUCUGAACCAGAAGGGGAGGGGGGGUGUCUUGGGUGAAGAGAUAUACCCGACACAAUGGCAAGACCUCUUACUCGCCGAUCCGCCGUUGUCGUUGGACCCCAACCACCACCGGAAGGAAUCAGAGUUCUCUUCGAGGAAUGCACAUGCCACCCGGACGCCUGUCGGGGCUGCCGUUACCCGUGCUACUUUACUUUGGCGGUACAUAUACGGAGUUCGGGAAAACGAGCGGGUACCAAUCAGACACCUCGUUUCACCAUCGCCGUCAAAAUUACCAGUGGGGCGAUUUCACUGCUGUCCAGACCAAUUUCCACCGGAAUUACCUGAUGGAGACGGGGGUGUGGGAAAACUACCCAACGAGAAAGUCCGACAGCCACUAGGUACUGGCUCCGGGGCCCCGGCGAUAUUACCAAGGCUUCGACGGUUCGGGUGCAGGCUCAGAUGGGAACCUGGUAAGGGGCGGCACAAUCAAAUGACAGCUGAUUCAUGAAAGUUUAUCGAUCCUCGG
Molecule: messenger RNA, 720 nt
Organism: Penicilliopsis zonata CBS 506.65
Lineage: Eukaryota; Fungi; Ascomycota; Eurotiomycetes; Eurotiales; Aspergillaceae
Exons: 1
Coding region: 353-592 (79 amino acids)
Source: RefSeq, a predicted model, not a curated record